GCGGCGCCGGCGGCACCGGACGCGGCCGCCGCGAGCGUCCCCGCACUCCCCGCCGCCGCCGCGCCGCCCGCCGCCGUCCCUCUCGACGAGCUCAUCGCGGCGACCGACGGCUUUGCCGAGGCGCGCAAGGUGGGCGAGGGAGGCUUUGGGCGCGUCUACCGCUGCGGCGCGCUGCCGUCGCUUCCGCGCGUCGCUUGCGGGUUCGCCAUCAAGACAGCGCUGGUCGGUGUCGGCGCCCAAGGCCUCGCCGAGCUGCAGAGCGAGCCUCGAGGACCGCCUCUACCGCGCUCCAGCCGCGCUGCAGCGGCUCCGCAUGCUCGGCUUCGAGACGCCGCCUCAGCCGCUCUCCUCCGCGCCGCACGGCUCCGCGUGCUGCGCGACGCGGCGAGCGCGCUGCACUACCUGCACACGCGCUCUCCCAUGAUCCUGCACCGCGACGUUUCGGCGGGCAACAUCCUGCUCGACGAGCGCGGCAACGGCUACCUCGCCGACGUGUGGUCCUCGCGCGCGGCAGAGGCGACGGCCGGCGGCAGCCAGCAGGUCUCGCACCUGUCGACGCAGCGUAUCUUUGGCAAGCCCGGCUACAUGGACUCGAUCAUCAUGCACGACGGUCAGGCUUCGCAGCUCACCGAUGGCUAUGCGCUCGGCAGCACGUUGCUCGUCGCCCUGACCGGCCGCGGCGCUCUCGGCUUGCUCAACGCGUGCGACGAUGCGCUGGAGGAGCCCGACACGGCGGAGAGCAUCGCGGCGGCCGACGCGGGCUGGUCGGCGGCGCAGGCCGAGGAGCUGGCGCGGCUCGUGGUUGGGCUGGCUCUCGUGAAGAAGAAGAAGCGGAUGCCGCUCGUGGAGGCGCUGCCGCGGCUGGAGGCGCUAGUCGAGGCGGCGGGGGAGAUGGAGGAGACGGCUGGGGCCGAGGAGCGCCUGUGUGACCUCUGCUACGACGCGCCGCGCUCGGUCCGCUUCGCGUGCGGCCACGCGCUGUAUUGCGAGACAU
Emiliania huxleyi CCMP1516 is the source of this 994-nucleotide messenger RNA. RefSeq lists its product as hypothetical. NCBI's taxonomy places the organism in Eukaryota, Haptophyta, Isochrysidales, Noelaerhabdaceae. The transcript is spliced from 2 exons. Gene Ontology annotation, molecular function: protein kinase activity; ATP binding. The annotation marks the transcript as partial. The record is from RefSeq and is a predicted model, not a curated record. Gene Ontology annotation, biological process: protein phosphorylation.